Messenger RNA from Gossypium raimondii (Peruvian cotton), 1933 nucleotides. RefSeq names its product ethanolamine-phosphate cytidylyltransferase. Gene Ontology annotation, cellular component: cytoplasm. Bases 258 to 1532 code for a protein of 424 amino acids. NCBI's taxonomy places the organism in Eukaryota, Viridiplantae, Streptophyta, Magnoliopsida, Malvales, Malvaceae. The record is from RefSeq and is a predicted model, not a curated record. The transcript is spliced from 10 exons. Gene Ontology annotation, biological process: phosphatidylethanolamine biosynthetic process. Gene Ontology annotation, molecular function: ethanolamine-phosphate cytidylyltransferase activity.
UAUUUUAUUUAAUUUAAUAUCAGAAAUAUAUAUAUAUAUAUGUGUGUGUGUGUGUUUUGGGACAGCUCUAUGUCAGAAAUCCGUGGUAGAGAAGAAAAAAAAGAAAGAAAAAAAGGAAGAGAAAGAACAAAGGAGAAGGAGAAAGAAAAGUAGGAGACACGAACACAAAAACGGAGGAAAAGAAAAUAAAGUAAAAAAAAAAAGGGGGUUUGUGUCUCCUCGAAUUGAGCUUUGAAGAAAGAGAGAGAGAGAGAGAAAUGGCAAUGGAAUAUGAGAGUAACAAUUGGAUUUGGGAAUGGAUGUAUAACACGCCACAUCUGUUUGGCGGAUUAAUGCUAACGGCAGCUUUGCUCGGGUUUUCAACUUCUUAUUUUGGUGGGAUUGGGAAUUUCCCAGUGUCUUAUGCUUGGUCAAAUUUAGGGUUCUUACUCAAGAAGAAGAGGGAGAAGAGGCGCGUACGGGUUUACAUGGAUGGAUGCUUUGAUCUCAUGCAUUAUGGUCAUGCCAAUGCUUUGAGGCAAGCUAAAGCUUUGGGAGAUGAACUAGUGGUGGGUGUCGUGAGUGAUGAGGAGAUUAUCGCUAAUAAAGGACCUCCUAUUCUAUCCAUGGAAGAGAGGCUGGCACUUGUUAGUGGAUUAAAGUGGGUGGAUCAAGUAAUAGCAAAUGCCCCUUAUGCAAUUACUGAGGAAUUCAUGAACAGUCUGUUCAAUGAGCAUAAGAUUGACUACGUAAUACAUGGUGAUGAUCCAUGCCUUCUCCCUGAUGGAAGUGAUGCUUAUGCCUUGGCAAAGAUAGCUGGCCGCUACAAGCAGAUUAAGCGCACUGAAGGUGUCUCUAGCACGGAUAUUGUAGGAAGGAUACUUUCAUCUGUAAAUGAUAAUAAAGGCGUUGGAGAUAAUAAUAGCACACUUUCGAAGGUAGAUUCUGGCAAAAGGCGUCAAUUACAAAGGGGUCAGCUUUCUCAAUUUCUACCAACAUCUCGGAGGAUUGUGCAAUUCUCAAAUGGCAAGGGACCUGGACCAAAUGCUCGCAUUGUCUACAUUGAUGGGGCAUUCGAUCUCUUUCAUGCCGGGCAUGUGGAGAUCCUCAAGAAGGCAAGGCAGCUUGGAGACUUUUUGUUAGUUGGUAUCUACCCUGACUAUAUUGUGAGUGAGCAGAGGGGAAUGCCGUACCCAGUUAUGCAUUUACUUGAGCGCACUCUUAGUGUGUUAGCUUGCCGUUAUGUUGAUGAAGUUAUCAUCGGUGCACCUUGGGAAGUUACAAAGGACAUGAUUACAACUUUCAACAUUUCUUUGGUUGUGCACGGGACAGUUGCGGAGAGUAACUCUUCGUUGCCUGGUGAAACUGAUCCAUAUGCAAUUCCUAAGAGCAUGGGAAUUUUCCGGUUGCUUGAAAGCCCCAAAAGUAUAACCACAAGCUCUGUAGCCCAAAGGAUAGUCACCAAUCAUGAGGUUUACAUGAAACGCAACGCCAAGAAGUUGCAAAGCGAAAAGAAAUACUACGAAGAGAAGGCAUAUGUUGCAGGGGACUAGCAUAUAUAUAUAACAGGUAUUAUUGUUAGAUGAUAGCAAAUUUGGUAAAAAGCUCUUCAUGCAGCCUUUUGACCAUUCAUGUAGAUGCUUUGCUGAAGACAUUUAUUUCAAAGAUAGGAGGAUAAGAAGACAUGACAUUGGAAGACAUCAAUACCAGAAACUUCCAAAUGAACAGUUUUUUAAAAAAAAUCUUUUAUUAUUGUUAUUAUCAUUAUUAUUAUUCAUCCUGUUUUUUUUUGGGGAGAUGUAGAGGAAUCUUUAUAAUAAUUUGUUUACUACUAAUAUGCUUGUUAGCAAUGUAAUCACUGAUUAAUUUAAAAGCCUUGUAAUUUAGAGUGUUACAUAUGUUUUGCAUGCUUUGACAGUGGUCAUGUAAAUUAAGAAUCGAGUCUUUUUCUUAA